AUGGAUAUCGAGAGCCUCGUUGAUCGUCUGACCAGGAGAAAUGCAGUCAUCGCUCGCGUCGUCCGCUGGUACCUACGAUUCCAUCCCACGCGCCCUCACGGCUUCACUAUCAAUGCGUUCAUAGUCGACGGAGUUACGCAGCCAGUGCCGGCACCGUACUUUCCUAUCCUACUGGGUAGCUGGCGUCUCAUGGCCUCUAUCAUGUUCUGCAACUCGGUCGUCGUCUAUGCUCUGAUCUUCUACUUAAUCUAUUCAAGUCCCAGCCUGAUCAUCAUCUUCAUUGCUCUUAUUCAAGUCGUCGCCUUCGUCUUUAGGAAACUCGGGCUAGGGAGUGGAAACUUCACACUCGGAUCACUGCUGUCUAGCAUUGGCCAUUAUGCGGCAAGCUCUACCCCUUCCAAUGACUCAACCACCAUCCGUCGACGGCGCUUCUCUCAGAACUAUCACGAAGCUUGGAGACUGAAGCACCCUGGCAGCUUCAUCUCCGUCUUCAUUGGACGGUCCGACUGCGUCCAAAUUCCGCUUCCAGGUCCUGAUGAACCUGGUAUGGACGACCUUCAGAUGUGGAAACACCUGUCAUUCUUCUAUCGCUUAUCUAGGAUUGAGGGUGGAUUUUCCCAGGUCCUACUUCCGAAGGCGCUCGUCAGAUUUGAGAUUGUAGAGAUCAAAGACAACAUCUAUACGGGACAACGAGAUGCCAUCUUCGACGUCCCCCAACAUAUUUUGAGACUGGUAGAGAAUGGAACUCCAACGACCAUACCGGCUGGUCUUGAUCCACGCAGAGACAUAACGGAGCUGCAACGAGCGUCUGUCUACCGGGAUCUUACCCAAACAGACUCGCCAAAGUGA
Molecule: messenger RNA, 849 nt
Organism: Colletotrichum orchidophilum
Lineage: Eukaryota; Fungi; Ascomycota; Sordariomycetes; Glomerellales; Glomerellaceae
Exons: 3
Coding region: 1-849 (282 amino acids)
Source: RefSeq, a predicted model, not a curated record